Molecule: messenger RNA, 2520 nt
Organism: Theobroma cacao (cacao)
Lineage: Eukaryota; Viridiplantae; Streptophyta; Magnoliopsida; Malvales; Malvaceae
Source: RefSeq, a predicted model, not a curated record
AUGUCAAUUUCAAUUCUUGACUUGUCCAAUAACAAGUUGAGUGGAGCUAUUCCAGAUUGUCUGAUCUCGAGAGGUAAGAUCCCUAAUCUUACAGUCCUAGAUUUGCACACGAAUAAAUUUCAUGGAAACAUCCCUGAUUCGUUUGUUGUAGGAAACAAAUUACAGAUACUUAACCUCAACAACAAUGAUUUUGACUGGCCACUUCCUAAAUCACUGGAGAACUGUCAUGAUUUGCAAGUGUUAAAUCUUGGAAACAACAAGAUAAAUGAUACCUUUCCCCACUGGUUGGGAACUCUUCCUCGGCUAGAAGUUCUUGUCUUGCGCUCCAACUAUUUCCAUGGUCAAAUCAGGCCUUCAGAGAAUGAAUCGCACUUCCCAGCUCUGGGAAUCUUAGACCUCUCCCACAAUGAGUUCUCUGGAAACAACUUACAGAUACUUAACCUCAACAACAAUGAUUUUGAUGGGCCAUUUCCUAAAUCCUUGGAGAACUGUCGUGAUUUGCAAGUGUUAAAUCUUGGAAACAACAAGAUAAAUGAUACCUUUCCCCACUGGUUGGGAACUCUUCCUCAGCUACAAGUUCUUGUCUUGCGCUCCAACUAUUUCCAUGGUCAAAUCAGGCCUUCAGAGAAUGAAUCGCACUUCUCAGCUCUGCGAAUCUUAGACCUCUCCAACAACGAGUUCUCUGGUUUUCUACCAACAACAUAUUUUAAAAGUUUCGAGGGUAUGAUGAAUUUGUCCAAUGUUCAAACGAAAUCCAUGGAAGAUUUUAAUCUUUAUUACAAUUUUUCAGUGCGUGUCAGAGUGAAAAAUUUGGACGUGGAACUCAAGAGAAUUCUAACUCUUUUUACAACCAUUGAUAUGUCAAGCAACAAAUUCCUAGGAAAAAUUCCAGAAAUAGUUGGAGACCUCAUUUCUCUCCAAGUGCUCAAUUUUUCCCAUAACAGCCUAACAGGUCAUAUUCCUUCCUCAUUGGGGAAUCUAGCAGCGCUUGAGUCACUGGAUCUCUCUUCCAACAAGCUUGUCGGGGAGAUUCCUAUGCAGUUGAUUGGUUUGAUAUUUCUUGAAGUGUUAAACCUGUCACAGAACCAGCUUGUUGGACAUAUACCUCAGGGAAAUCAAUUCAAUACCUUUCUGAAUGAUUACUAUGGUGGCAACUUGGGAUUGUGCGGAUUUCCAGUGUCAAAGAGGUGUGGCAAGGAUGAGGAACAAGAACCACCGGAAUCUGUUUUUCAUGAGGAAGGAAUUUUUCCUUGUCCAUUGAAUUGGAAAUUUGUAAUGAUGGGCUAUGGAUGCGGGUUGGUGCUUGGAUUAUCUGCAGGAUAUAUCAUGUUGACGAUUAGAAAACCAGAAUGGCUUGUUAGGAUGGGCUUGGAUUCUUUAGCAGUUUUCUCCUUGUUUGUUUUGACUGUCUUGAUUCCUGAGGGUACUGUCACCUGUGAACUUGUAACAUGUUUAUGUACUUUGAUGAAUGAAAUUACUCGCUUAUCCAAAGAAAGAACCUGUAAGCGUGUUACUGAAGUUAUAAGAUUCCAAUUUAAAGUUGAAUUCUUUCAGCAAGUUAUCCAAAGAAAGAACUUGAUACAACACAAUCUCAAGAACUCUCUUGAUGAUGGAAUGAGCAGUUACGGUCUUGUACUUGUAGUCCAUGGGCAUUUGUUCAGAGCUCUAACAACUCUGUUGUUCAUUUAUAACAACCUAAUUGGUCCUAUUGACCCAUUUGAGAAGGUUGCUUCCUUGGAGAUUGUUUCCCUGCAGAAUAAUGAGAUGAAUGGUCCAAUUCCAAGCUCUAUUUUCAAACUUGUGAACAUUACCCAUCUUGAUCUUUCCUCAAAUAAGUUGGAUGGCAUUUUUAAAUUCGAUAAACUAUCAAAGCUUAAGUAUCUUUGGGCUCUAUCUGUCUCAAAUAAUGCUUUACUGUCAUUGACCAGUGGAAGCAAUGCGUAUAACUCCUUGCCCAAAUUAGAAUUAUCUUCUUGCAACAUAAGUGAAUUUCCGAAUUUUGUAAGAAAUCUCGAAGUUCUUGACUUGUUUAAUAACAACUUGAGUCGAGCUAUUCUAGAAUGUCUGGUCUUGGGAGAUAUCAGGUCUAAUCUUAAUGUCCUGGAUUUGCACACGAAUAAAUUUCAUGGAAAUAUCCCUAAUUCGUUUGUUGCCAACAACAAAUUACCGAUGCUUAACCUCAACAACAAUGAUUUUGGCGGGCCAUUUCCUAAAUCCUUGGUGAACUGUCAUGAUUUGGAAGUGUUAAAUCUUGGAAACAACAAGAUGAAUGAUACCUUUCCCUACUGGUUGGGAACUCUUCCUCAGCUACAAGUUCUUGUCUUGCGCUCCAACUAUUUCCAUGGUCAAAUAAACCCUUCAGAAAAUGAAUCGCACUUCUCAGCUCUGCGAAUCUUAGACCUCUCCAACAAUGAGUUCUUUGGGCUUCUGCCAACAACAUAUCUUAAAAGUUUCAAGGGUUUGAUGACUUUGUACAAUGUUCAAAGGACUUCAAUGGAAGAUUUGUUGAGAAUCCAAUGA